CGCGAGGGCGUGUUGUUUGAAACGCGGGAAUUGGCGGUAUUGAUGUUAAGUUGUGUCAUGAUUUUCGGUCGCCUGUAUUUUUACGUAUCAAAUAAACGAUUUUAAUGUUUCUGAUCGCUGUUUUGCAACUAAAAGUACUCUCGCCACACAUCUCUAGUUUUAAAUAGAUUUGGAGUGGAAGUGUCCCCGGAAAAGGGGGAGUUUGACAUGGAGUCCUUUCAGAAAGUGGAGAAGAUUGGAGAGGGAACAUACGGGGUGGUUUAUAAAGCCAAGAAUAAAAUCACCGGAGAGACCGUUGCUCUGAAGAAAAUACGAUUAGACACGGAGACUGAAGGUGUUCCCAGCACUGCCAUACGUGAGAUCUCUCUGCUUAAAGAGCUCAAUCACCCAAACAUAGUCAAGUUGCGUGAUGUGAUACACACAGAAAAUAAGCUUUAUUUGGUGUUUGAAUUUCUUCACCAAGACCUGAAGAGGUUUAUGGACUCGUCCUCUGUUUCUGGCAUUUCCUUGCCACUCGUGAAGAGUUACCUGUUCCAGUUGCUCCAGGGACUGGCCUUCUGUCAUUCCCAUCGGGUUCUUCACAGGGAUCUCAAACCCCAGAAUCUCCUGAUCAACGCUCAGGGCGAGAUCAAACUGGCGGACUUUGGUUUGGCCAGAGCGUUUGGUGUACCUGUGCGGACUUAUACACAUGAGGUUGUAACUUUGUGGUACAGAGCUCCAGAGAUUCUCCUGGGAUGUAAAUAUUAUUCUACAGCUGUCGACAUCUGGAGUUUGGGCUGCAUCUUUGCUGAAAUGAUUACUCGGAGGGCAUUGUUCCCUGGAGAUUCUGAAAUAGACCAGCUCUUCCGAAUAUUUCGAACUCUGGGCACUCCGGAUGAGUCUAUAUGGCCUGGAGUCACUUCAAUGCCAGACUACAAACCCUCCUUUCCCAAGUGGGCCCGACAGGACCUGUCUAAAGUGGUGCCUCCUCUGGAUGAAGACGGCCGAGACCUUCUAGGGCAAAUGAUGAUCUAUGAUCCUAACAAGAGGAUCUCAGCGAAGAACGCCCUUGUUCAUCGGUUCUUCCGUGAUGUCACCAUGCCAGUGCCGCCCUUACGCCUCUGAACCAGUACUUCAGCACCACUGGACUGAGUGUUGGGUCAGCUUCUUCUGAGAACUAUUUCCCAGCUGUUCGGAAAUUGUUCUGUUUUAUAAUCCAUGAUCAGUUGUACCUUUUCUCAAAUCAUUCUGGUUUAUUUUAAUCUGAAGUUUAUCCACUGCAACCUUUGCAUUCCACUGGAAGACUGUUGUGCUAAUAGUAAGCAUUCCAUUAAAAUGACCUGGAAGAUUUGUAGAUUUGCAUAGACGAGAUGUGGUGUUUCCUCAUAUGCUCGUAGUUUGGAGAUGACAUUCCAAGGUUUUGCCAGUGUGGAAUUGUAUUAUUCAUAUAUGCCAUAAGUACAUAUCACACUGAAUGCUCUGUACCAGCCUUAGACCAAAUGAAACAGUUUAGACUGCCAAUAUCUCUCUUUUUUUUUUUUUUUAGAUAAUAUAUUAUUCUAAUAAUUAUUUUAAACCUGAUUUGUUUUGAUAGUUUCAUAAAACAGUACUCUCUGCAACUUCAAUUAAACUUGUAUUACUUUUUAUUUA
Messenger RNA from Rhinichthys klamathensis goyatoka, 1629 nucleotides. RefSeq names its product cyclin dependent kinase 2 (gene cdk2). The coding region runs from base 208 to 1104 and encodes 298 amino acids. The transcript has 7 exons. Lineage: Eukaryota; Metazoa; Chordata; Actinopteri; Cypriniformes; Leuciscidae. Gene Ontology annotation, molecular function: cyclin binding; ATP binding; cyclin-dependent protein serine/threonine kinase activity. Gene Ontology annotation, biological process: regulation of G2/M transition of mitotic cell cycle; G1/S transition of mitotic cell cycle; signal transduction. The record is from RefSeq and is a predicted model, not a curated record. Gene Ontology annotation, cellular component: cyclin-dependent protein kinase holoenzyme complex; cytoplasm; nucleus.